UCUCCCUACUUAUCCACCCUUCUCCCGUUUCAGCAGCCGUAAGUAAGUAACUAUACCAAAUACGCUCUUCAAUUCCCUCUUCCACAACACCCCAACAGAACAAAAUCAAGAAAACCCAGUUCCCAACAAUGGAGGAAAACCCCCAUUUUCCAUGGCCGCCGUCUCUCCUUUUCUUUAUUAUCGCCGCCACGCUGCUCCCAAUUUCACAUUCUCAACAACAGAGCCCUUCAUACCUGAACUUCGUCUCCAACGCGACGGAUUUUCCGGCGGAGGAUUACUUCGACUACGUGAUCGUCGGCGGCGGCACCGCCGGUUGCCCACUGGCGGCGACGCUCUCGGAAAGAUUUAAGGUUCUUGUUCUUGAGAGGGGAGGAAUCCCCUUUGGGAACCCUAAUUUGAUGACCCGAGAAGGGUUCCUCACGACCCUGACGGAAACCGACGCCUACGAAUCUCCGGCGCAAUCUUUCACCUCCGAAGACGGCGUCCCCAACGCCAGAGGCAGAGUUCUCGGCGGCAGCAGCGCCAUUAACGCCGGCUUCUACAGCAGAGCCGACCAGGAGUUCUACGCCAGGUCGGGAAUCAAUUGGGAUCUCCGAACGGUGAAUCAAUCUUAUCAAUGGAUCGAAAAAGCAAUCGUGUUCCGCCCACAGCUGAAAAACUGGCAAUCCGCCGUCCGCGACGCGUUAAUCGAGGCCGGAAUCGAUCCGUACAACGGAUUCAGCCUCGACCAUCUCGCCGGCACCAAGAUCGGCGGCUCCACCUUCGAUAGCGCCGGCCGCCGCCACAGCGCCGCCGAUCUUCUCAGCUAUGGCAGCCAUAAGAACAUCAAAGUCGUCGUGCACGCCAGCGUGGAGAGAAUUCUAGUGGCGUCGUCUUCCCCAAACCCUGAUCGGAAACAGAACGCCAUCGGCGCCGUGUUCCGGGAUCACUUCGGCGGCUACCACCACGCCAUGGUUAAGGAGAAGGGAGAGGUUUUCCUCUGCGCCGGCGCCCUCGGCAGCCCUCAGCUCCUCCUCCUCAGCGGCGUCGGGCCGCGGCCGUACCUCGCGUCGUGGGGGAUUCCGGUCGUCUACCACCAGCCGUACGUCGGCCGGUUCGUCUACGACAACCCUAGAAACGGAAUUUCAAUCGUUCCGCCGGUGCCGUUGGAUCAUUCCUUAAUCCAAGUCGUCGGCGUCACCGCCGCCGGGACAUACCUCGAAGCGGCGUCGAACAUCGUCCCGUUCGCCUCCCCUGCCCGCCCCGUCUUCGUCGCGCCGCCGGGCUCCUCCGCGUACCUCACGGUGGCGACGCUGAUGGAAAAGAUCGUCGGGCCGGUCUCCGCCGGUUCUCUCCGGCUCGCCUCGACCGACGUCCGGGUUAACCCGAUAGUCCGGUUCAAUUACUUCAGCAAUCCCGACGACCUCAAGCUAUGUAUGAAUGGCACGCGCAAAAUCGGCGAGGUGCUGAAAAGCAGGGCUAUGGAGGAUUUCAAGUUCCACCAUUGGUUCGGUUCACGAGACUUCCGAUACGUCGGUCCGCCAUUGCCGGCGGACCUUUCCGACGAUGCGCAGAUGAGCGAUUUCUGCCGCCACACGGUGAACACAAUCUGGCACUACCAUGGCGGAUGUCUGGUCGGGAAGGUCGUAGAUCGCGACCUGAAAGUCAUCGGAAUCGACGGAUUGAGAGUGAUCGAUGGAUCCACGUUUACCGUCUCUCCAGGGACCAAUCCUCAAGCUACUGUCCUAAUGCUGGGAAGGUUUUUUGGUCUGAAGCUGCUGAAGGAGAGACGUGACGUGGCCAAGAAAAAGAAAUAGUGACCAGGUAAGUAAUUAGAUCCGCCAUUGUUGUUUUGGAAACUUAGCUUGGCUGUGUAUGUAGGAUUUUUCUUUCCUUUGUUUUUUUUGAGGAGGUAGAGGAUGAUAUUAAGCAAGCAGUGGGAUUGAGAUUCAUUGAAGAUGAGGAGGAAUGGGAUCAAAAGUGAUAAUGAUUUUGUAGUGUUCUUGGCAUGAAAAUGAAGAAGCUGUGUGUUGUUUGUGUUUGUUGAUCGAUGAAUUUUAGGGGCAAGCAAUGUAAUGUAGGAUUUUAUUUCUUUGAUUCUUGUUAAAGUCUUGUGGCUGGUAAUAUUCGAUUUUGUGCUUCUGGAAAUUUGUGAUAAUGAUGAUCAUCCUGCUAAUUUG
Messenger RNA from Andrographis paniculata, 2159 nucleotides. Its product is annotated as (R)-mandelonitrile lyase-like. The record is from RefSeq and is a predicted model, not a curated record. Gene Ontology annotation, molecular function: oxidoreductase activity, acting on CH-OH group of donors; flavin adenine dinucleotide binding. Bases 129 to 1796 code for a protein of 555 amino acids. Lineage: Eukaryota; Viridiplantae; Streptophyta; Magnoliopsida; Lamiales; Acanthaceae. The transcript has 3 exons.